AUGGAGAUCGAGAACAAGGCGCCCAACGUGGAUAUCACCGAGCGACAGUGGCCAUUAGCAAGCUCCAGCAUAGCGCUAGACGGACCAUCGGCAAACCCCGACAUCCCUCACGAUGAAGAAGCUCCUUUAUCGGCCUUCUCUAUCGUCGAGCCUCCAGCAGAUCUGACCGUCAUUACCACCACCGCCAGCACAGCGGCGAACCCGCAUCUGCACCCCAACCUAGGCGACGUAUUCCCAGACGGCGGAACGCGCUCAUGGCUAGUGAUCCUCGGGUCGUUCUGCCUGCUAAUGGCAUCAUACGGAUUAAUGAAUUCCGUCGGCGUGCUGCAGAACUACUUCGCCUCGCACCAGCUGUCCUCCUACUCUGCUAGUGCAGUCGGAUGGAUCCCCGGCAUUUUCACGUUCUUCGGGCUGGGACUCGGGGUGCAGGUGGGCCCGAUGUUCGAUCGAUACGGGCCCACGGGGAUUCUCAUUGCCGGCACAACAUGCUAUGUUGCGGGACUGCUGCUUCUGGCGGAAUGCCGUCUGUACUGGCACUUCGUUUUAACGCUGGGGAUUCUCAGCGGGACGGGCGCGGCGCUGCUCAGCACGGCGGCUCUGGCGACGGUGCCUCAGUGGUUUGAGCGGCGGGUUGGUCUGGCGAUGGGGGUUGCGAUGGCGGGCUCUGGGUUAGGUGGCGUGACGUUUCCGCUGAUGCUGCGGGCGGCGAUUGCCCGGGUUGGGUAUCAAUGGGCAAUCCGGCUGCUAGCCCUGCUGGUUUUGGUGAUGUGUGCGCUGGGGAUCGCACUGGUCAAAACUCGGUUGCCCAAAGGCAGGAGUAAAUCCACCAUUAACCUGCGUUAUUUUCAAGAUAGCAGGUUUACAUGGUUGACUUUGGGGAUAUUUAGUCUCGAGCUUGAAGUCUUCGCCGGGCUGGGUCUGUACCCAACCUAUGUCGUGAUGCAGGGGUUCAGCACGAGCACCAGUGUCAUCCUACUGUCCAUAUUGAACGUAGCCUCGACCAUGGGCCGAUUGAUCGCCGGCGCUGUGGGCGAUCGAUAUGGACGAAUCAACACCCAGACGGGACUAAUCGCACUGGGCGCAAUGGCCAUUUUCACCAUCUGGCUACCCUUCGGAAACACACUGCCGGGAUUGUACACGUUCAGCGUGCUCUUCGGCCUAGCCUCAGGUUCCUUCCUCAGCCUGGCACCCGCGUGUAUCGGGCAGAUUUCCAAGGCCAGCGAGGCAGGCGGCCGAUUUGGAAUUUGCUAUUCGAUUGUCAGCCUGGCAACCCUAAUCUGUGUCCCCAUCGGCGGAGAGAUGCUUGAGAAAGUCGGCAAGCGAGCCAUGGUGGCUUACCUGGGUAGCGUGUUGAUCCUGGCGCUGGGCAUGUUUGUGAUGGCGCGAUGGGCUUGUCUGAGCUAUCGGUGGCGGUGGCAGGCGAAGAUCUAA
Messenger RNA from Penicillium riverlandense, 1431 nucleotides. RefSeq names its product MCT family MFS transporter. The record is from RefSeq and is a predicted model, not a curated record. The coding region runs from base 1 to 1431 and encodes 476 amino acids. Gene Ontology annotation, biological process: transmembrane transport. Gene Ontology annotation, cellular component: fungal-type vacuole membrane. Lineage: Eukaryota; Fungi; Ascomycota; Eurotiomycetes; Eurotiales; Aspergillaceae. Gene Ontology annotation, molecular function: transmembrane transporter activity. The transcript is spliced from 4 exons.